AUGAAGACUAGAGCCGCAUUCAGACCCUUGCUAGGAUGGUGUCGGUACAGAGAUGGGGUUCUCCUACGAAGACAAGGCUUGCGAUGGGCAAGCGAUACCUGGGCCCCAGGCCCGGCGCAAAAGGCUGGAGCAGAGUCAGUCAACUUCCCGGGUGCUCUCAACAGUAGCUUCACGUCGAUGAUGAAGUUUCAUAAUCCUGCUGAGGUUACAGCCAUGCCAACAUAUAGAAUCAUGGAUGCUGACGGCAACAUCGUUGACAAUACGCGAGAUCCUCAAUCAGCAUCAGACGAGGACGUUAUCCAAUGGUACAAGACCAUGCUGACUGUUAGCAUCGUGGACCUGAUCAUGUUUGAUGCUCAACGGCAAGGUCGCACCAGCUUCUACAUGGUCUCCGCGGGAGAGGAGGGCAUAGCUGUUGGCUCAGCAUCUGCCUUGACUCCGGAAGACGUUUGUUUUCUGCAGUACCGUGAACAAGGCGUGCUCCUCCAUCGAGGGUUCACGUUGAAAGAGUUGAUGAGCCAGUUGUUUUCUAAUAAAGAUGAUAACGGCAAAGGUCGAAAUAUGCCUGUUCACUAUGGCUGUAGCAGGAUAAAUGUGCAUACAAUCUCAAGCCCAUUGGGUACGCAGAUACCACAAGCCGCAGGAGCAGCAUACGCCUUGAAGAUGCAACGGCUGAUCAACCCCAAUGUUCCACCCAGGGUUGUUGCCUGCUAUUUUGGUGAAGGUGCAGCAAGCGAAGGCGAUUUCCAUGCAGCAUUGAACAUCGCAGCGACAAAAUCAUGCCCCAUUGUCUUCGUAUGCCGGAACAACGGCUUUGCAAUCUCGACUGCCAGUAUUGAGCAGUACAAGGGUGAUGGUAUUGCUAGUCGUGGCAUGGGAUAUGGCAUCGAUACUAUACGAGUGGAUGGCAAUGACAUAUUUGCGGUGAGGGAAGUCAUGAGAGAGGCAAGAAAGCGCGCUCUCGAAGGCAACUGCAAACCUAUACUGGUGGAAGCGAUGAGCUACCGAGUCAGCCAUCACAGCACAAGUGACGACAGUUUCGCGUACAGGGCAAAGAGAGAAGUGGAGGAAUGGAAGAGGAGAGACAACCCAAUCACCAGGUUGAGGAAAUGGAUGGAAAAGAAGGGAAUCUGGGACGAGGAUAAGGAGAAGGAAGCAAGAGCAUCGAUACGAAAAGAAGUUCUCAGGGAAUUCUCUGCCGCUGAAAAAGUCAAGAAGCCCGCGAUACGAGAAAUGUUCACCGACGUGUAUGAGGAGAUAACCCCAGAAGCUCGGGAGCAGAUGAAGCAAUUGAAGGAGAUCGUCGAGAAGUACCCGAAAGAGUAUGAUUUGUCGGUACACGAGGGAGGCGUGAAGACUUUGGAACAAUGA
Messenger RNA from Exophiala spinifera, 1371 nucleotides. RefSeq lists its product as uncharacterized. Gene Ontology annotation, biological process: branched-chain amino acid catabolic process. The record is from RefSeq and is a predicted model, not a curated record. NCBI's taxonomy places the organism in Eukaryota, Fungi, Ascomycota, Eurotiomycetes, Chaetothyriales, Herpotrichiellaceae. Bases 1 to 1371 code for a protein of 456 amino acids. Gene Ontology annotation, molecular function: oxidoreductase activity, acting on the aldehyde or oxo group of donors, disulfide as acceptor. The transcript is spliced from 2 exons.